Molecule: messenger RNA, 2079 nt
Organism: Trypanosoma theileri
Lineage: Eukaryota; Euglenozoa; Kinetoplastea; Trypanosomatida; Trypanosomatidae
Product: putative arginyl-tRNA synthetase
Exons: 1
Coding region: 1-2079 (692 amino acids)
Biological process (GO): arginyl-tRNA aminoacylation
Cellular component (GO): cytoplasm
Molecular function (GO): arginine-tRNA ligase activity; ATP binding
Source: RefSeq, a predicted model, not a curated record
AUGGCGAAGGUGACCAAAUGUGCUAAUGUGGAGCUCCUACUAAAGGAAAUUGUGCGCCGUACUAUCCAGAAGACGUUUCCAACAGUGAAGACACCAGAUGCUCUUAUUACUAUGGGAAAGGUAACAGACUACCAGUGUAAUAAUGCUAUGGGUCUUGUCAAGUUACUUUCCAAAGCUACACCUCCUAUUAAAAUGAGCCCAGUACUUGUUGGUGAGGAAUUAAAGAAAAAUCUUGAGGAAAAUGAUCUCAUUGAAUCCUUUGAGCCUACACCUCAGGGAUUUAUUAAUAUCACCAUUAAAGUGGAUUGGGUGGCUGAGACCGUGUCAAACGUACUUAAGGAAGGUAUUCAACCACCACAGUUACCUAAACAGCGGGUACUUGUGGAUUUUUCUUCUCCUAACAUUGCAAAGGAAAUGCAUGUGGGACAUCUCCGAUCUACAAUUAUUGGUGAAGCUAUUAGUCGCCUUUUUGAAUACUGUCAGUUUGAUGUUCAUCGCAUCAAUCACGUGGGUGAUUGGGGUACUGCCUUUGGAAUGCUUAUUUUAUACAUGAAGCGUCAACACCCAAAUUUUCUUACAGAUACUCCAGAUAUAACAGAUCUUACAAAGUUCUACCGUGAAGCCAAAAAGUGUUUCGAUGAUGAUCCUGAUUUUAAGGAAGAAGCCCGUUUGCAGGUGGUUAAACUCCAAUCAUUGGAGGAAGAGUCUAUUAAGGCUUGGAAGAUCAUUUGUGAUAUAUCUAGAAAAGAGUUUGAUCUUAUUUACAACCGUCUUGGAGCUCGUCUUGAAGAACGAGGGGAGAGUUUUUAUAAUCCACUUAUUCCAAAGGUGUUAGGUUUACUGGAGGAAUCUGGAAAGCUUGAGGAAAGUGGUGGGGCAAAGCUUGCCAUUACAAAGGAUAAAAAGCCUAUUUCCUCAUUGGAUGCGAAAGAUAUGGCAAAACUUAUUACACCACACCUUAUUACAGUUCAGCGCAACAACAAGACAGAGUUUCAUCCUAAUUUAAUUAUGGCAAUGAAGGAGGUGGGUAUCCUUAAGGGUGAAGAAGGGAAUGAAGUUGUGGUAUUAUCUAAAAAGGAGUCUAAACCAUUGGUUGAAUUUGAUGCUCGUACGGAUGUUGAUAAACUGGUUAUUCAACUUGAAUCAUUAUAUAAGAAGCAGUUAUCUCCACUAUUCCGUGAGGUUUUUGAAGCCGAUGGUAUUAUCACUGGUGAUGAAAUUAUUGUUCCUCGUUUUACAUUUCCUCUUAUGGUGGUGAAAAGUGAUGGAGGUUUUACAUAUGAUACAACUGAUAUUGCGGCAAUGUACCACCGCUUUGUUUUGGAAAAGAUGGAUCGAGUGGUGUAUUGUACAGAUGUUGGUCAAUUUGAACAUUUCAACAUGGUUGCUGCUCUGGUGAAAGAUAUGGGAUGGAUGGAUGGUGCCUCAUGGGAUCAUGCGGGAUUUGGUCUUGUUACUGGAACAGAUGGUAAAAAGAUUAAGACACGCAGUGGUGAGACAGCCAAAUUAAAGGAUCUCCUUGAUGAGGCGGUGGAGCGUUCUCUAGCCAUUUUGGAAGAACGUGAAGAUGGUGAUCGGGCUCAGGGACACAGUAAGGAAGAAAUGGAAAAUCUGUCUAAGAUUAUUGGUCUUGGGGCAGUGAAAUACUUUGAUUUGAAACAGAGCCGUCUGAAUGAUUAUGCAUUCAGUUAUGACAGUAUGCUUGAUAUGUCUGGUAACACGGCUGUUUUCCUCUUGUACCAAUAUGCUCGUCUCUGUUCUAUUAAACGUAAGGCUGGAUUAAGUAACGAGGAGUUUAUGAAUACCAAGGUGGUUAUUGAUACACCUCAAGAAAAGAAACUCGCUUUGUGCGCCUUCCGCAUGGAGUCUGUGGUACUCCGAACUGUGGAUGACCUCUUCCUGCACCACCUCACAGAUUAUGCAUAUGAACUGGUGUCGUGCUUCUCCGAAUUCUUCCAAAAGUGCAAGGUGGUUGGUGAUCCUUUGCAAAACAGCCGACUCUGUUUGGUGGAGCUCACACGUGUGACGUUGAAAAAGGUGCUUGAUAUUCUGAAUAUUGAUGUGGCUGAGAGGAUUUAG